UUUGAACAUUUAAUUUAUAAAAAAACAUUAAAAAAUUAAAAUACAAAUAUACUUUUAAAAAAGCCACAAACGCAUGUUAUAUAUCAUUAAAGAAAAUGGACAAACAUUUACUGGAUGCUGACAAAGCCCGAUUUAAAUUUAAACGAAAUAGAGAUAUGUCACUAAGUGAUGCUGACGAACAAAAAUAUAUUUUAUUCACUAAAUCUUUCAGGAAGCAUCAAAAAUUAAAAAUAAAAUAUACAAUUUAUGGAAAUAUCGCUUAAAUUGAAACUAUCGUGCGGUACAAAACCAUCGAUUCGUCAAUCCAUCUCCAGCACCAACAGGAAAAAUAUGUAUAUUUAUAAUAGUAUGUAAAAAGGGCUAUAGAAUAGUCGCGUCGCACAACGAUCGUCUUUGUCUCGCAUGAAAAGUCGGGCGGAGCGUGUAAACCUGGAUAUAUGUAGAGCGGUUCAGUAAACGCAACAAACAUGUCAACCACUCCCAACUCCAACAGCAGUAGUAGCACCAGCAACAGCAAGCAGACGCAAAAGCAGGACACGUACAGCAGCGACAGCAGCGAGGAGGGCCUGGAGACCGCCGAGGAGCGGAGGAGGCGAAUCCUGAAGGAGCGCAGCCGGCUGAACAGGCCGCAGCACAACAUGUCCGGAGCCGUGCCCAAGCACGAUGGCAAGUCCCCGGGCGGUGCAUCUCCUAUCUGCCAGGCAACAGGAGGGCGCCUGCAGGCACCGCCCGAGAGGAUCUCUAUGCUGGUAGAUGGCGUGCGAUUCACGGUGGAGCAGUCCCUGCUCACAGCCCAUCCCACCACGAUGUUGGGGACUAUGUUCGGGACCGGAUUCCAGUUUGCGCAUGCAAACGAUCGCGGAGAAUACGACGUGGCCGACGGCAUCUCCCACCUAGUUUUCCGGGCCAUCCUGGAGUAUUACAAGAGCGGCGUGAUCCGCUGCCCCCCUACUGUUUCUGUGCCGGAGCUGAAGGAAGCCUGUGAUUACCUGCUCAUCCCCUUCGACGCAACCACCGUGCGCUGCCAGAACUUAAGCCUGCUUCAUGAGCUCAGCAACGAAGGAGCACGGCAGCAGUUUGAGCUCUUCCUCGAAGACCUAAUUCUACCCCUUAUGGUGGCCUCGGCGCAGCGUGGCGAUCGAGAAUGCCACGUGGUGGUGCUCCUCGAAGACGAUAUGGUCGAAUGGGACGAGGAGUUUCCGCCUCAAAUGGGAGAGGAGUAUUGCCAGACCGUUCACAGCACUGCCAUGCACCGAUUCUUCAAGUACAUCGAGAACCGGGAUGUUGCUAAGCAGGUGAUGAAGGACCGCGGACUAAAGAAAAUCCGCUGCGGCAUAGAAGGGUACCCCACCCACAAGGAGAAAAUUCGAAGGCGUCCUGGCGGACGGGCCGAGGUUAUCUACAGCUAUGUGCAGCGCCCGUUCAUUCACAUGUCCUGGGAGAAGGAGGAGGCAAAGAGUCGACAUGUAGAUUUCCAGUGUGUGAAAUCCAAGUCUGUAACGAAUCUCGCCGAAGCGAAUGCCGAUCCGCCACUGGAAUUGGACGCAAGUGGAAACCCGAUUCCGCCCAUCGCAGUGAUCAAUCCGAAUCCCAACAACGCAGAGCUCGCCAUCGGCGUGGUUGCCGUCCCCGUAGUGGGCGUGGCUGGUCCGGCAGCUGUAGUUGCUGUUGAUGAGGCAGCUGGAGGCGUUGUGAUACUCAAUGAGUUGGACCAGGCCGCAAUCGCAGAUGCCGCAGGCAUAGUGGAGCAAAAUAUGUGAGCAACGGACCGCAUGGAAAGUCGGAACACACUGCCAGAGUAGCAUCGCGCACAGAAAAUUCUUUCUACGUUUUUCAUCAACAUUUUUAUAUACGCAAUAAAUUGAAAUUUCGAACGCAAAA
Molecule: messenger RNA, 1881 nt
Organism: Drosophila rhopaloa
Lineage: Eukaryota; Metazoa; Arthropoda; Insecta; Diptera; Drosophilidae
Gene: mri
Product: BTB/POZ domain-containing protein 10
Exons: 5
Coding region: 468-1760 (430 amino acids)
Biological process (GO): positive regulation of phosphorylation
Cellular component (GO): cytoplasm
Molecular function (GO): protein binding
Source: RefSeq, a predicted model, not a curated record